AUGGGGUGCCUAGGAAAUGUUCGUGGUGGUGACCUGAGGACAUUGGGUUAUGUGAAGAGAGAUGUUUCGAACAUAAGAACAAUGCUUCGUAAUGAUGUCUCGCUGCGAGACAUGAGUCUGACAAUUGAGUACUUUGAAAAAAGAAAAGCUGAAAGCCCGAGCUUCUUUUAUGCAACACAGCUGGAUGAGAAUAAUGCCCAAUAUGAAUUGUGCCAGAACUUGAUGCUAGAUCGUGAAGAUAAUGCAGGUUUCACCAUGGAGACAACAGGGAGACCUCUUUGGGGAAGUUGGAGCAUUGAGGCACAAUCUCAGAAAUUCUACACCCCAGAAGUGUUUGAAAGGUUCCAGAAAAUGAUUUCGACAUCAACAAGGUUUCAUCCAAUUCAUGUUGAAGCAGAAAAGUUGAGUUUCGAUCUUAUUCCAAACAUUGGACUUAAUGUUAAAACAUAUCGAGUUGAAGUUGAUGCUGCGGAAUCAUUGUAUAGUUGUGGUUGCAACACAUUCGAGAUGUGUGGUCUUUUAUGCGCACACAUCAUCAGAGUGAUGGUGCACCUAAAUGUCCAAGAAAUACCAGCAAGGAAGAUGAACAAUCUUGCUUCGGAUGCUUGCUACGCUGAAGAUACAUAUGCAAUUGUGUCAAGUAUGGUUGAUGAAGCAAGUAAAAUUGUAACUAACAUGAGGAGAGCUCGAAAUGGAAUGCAGCAACAGCAAGAAGGUAUGCAGCCAGAACAGCAUGAAGCAGGUCAUCAGGGUAAUGAAGCACAACAGAAAGCAGCAGUAGAUGAAGCACAAGGAAGUGGCAACCUGCGAAACCCACCCAGGAACAAACCUAAAGGACGUCCAAAAGAAACAGAAAAGCGACAUAAGCCUUUGAUCGAGCUAAGAGAAGAAGCAAACAAAAAAAGACAGAAGAAGGCGAGUGAACCCAAGACCAAGAAGGAACCUGCAAUGAAGAGGAAGGCAAGGGUGAAAAAAUGUCCCUAUUGCAAUGAAGAAGGUCACACGAUACAAGAAUGCACAUGGAUGAAACUUGCAAGACAAGCUGACGAAGCAAGGGCUGCAGGCGUUGAGUUGAGGUUAUAG
Lolium perenne is the source of this 1083-nucleotide messenger RNA. The record is from RefSeq and is a predicted model, not a curated record. NCBI's taxonomy places the organism in Eukaryota, Viridiplantae, Streptophyta, Magnoliopsida, Poales, Poaceae.